Ziziphus jujuba (common jujube) is the source of this 2401-nucleotide messenger RNA. RefSeq lists its product as uncharacterized. The record is from RefSeq and is a predicted model, not a curated record. Bases 52 to 2283 code for a protein of 743 amino acids. The transcript is spliced from 2 exons. NCBI's taxonomy places the organism in Eukaryota, Viridiplantae, Streptophyta, Magnoliopsida, Rosales, Rhamnaceae.
UCGCAUUUCAAACCAGCAGCUCAUUUCUCACUUUGUUUACCAAUUUUGAAAAUGGACCUUAAUUUUUAUGUUCUUAACUUUGGUGAGGUAAAUCAGAGAAAAAUGGAGAUACAACAUCCAGGUCAUGAGCAUCCAUUGGUCCUGUUCAAGGGAUCUGAUAUUUUCAUUGAAGGUGUUUGUCACAUAUGCUCUGACGACAUCUUGGAUGCAAUUCACUAUGCCUGUCUUGAGUGCAACUAUUACCUUCACUUUCCAUGUGCUGUACCAUUCUUGCGCGAGAUCGAACACCCUUUUCAUCCUCAUGAUUAUUUACGUCUGAUUUCUUCUGAUGUUAAGCGAUUUGGCCUCCGGUGUAGAAUUUGUAACACGAAAUUCGAUAGUUCCUUCUUUUACGUGUGUCAUGGUUGCAAAUCUGUUGUCUGUAUAUAUUGUGUUCUAAGAACGCCCACUGCAACAUGUGAAAACAAAGACAAGGGUUGGGAUCAACCUUUUUGUCAUAAGCAACCGAUGGAAGUUUUAGGGGUCAAGAAAUAUGAUGUAGAUGAAGCUAUGAUCAAGUGCUAUUUAUGUGAGUUAUCUUUAUCAAGUAGCACUAGUCAAGCCUAUAGUUGCAAAAUAUGCAAAUAUUUCUUUCACAAAUCAUGUCUUGAGUUACCUUCUAAGCUAAGGCAUCCCUUUCAUCUAAAGCAUUCUUUGAUUCUUAAAGUAGUUGGGGCAAAUGCAGACAAUACUAGAUGCCAUUUAUGUGACAAAACAUGUGUCAACUUCAUCUUUGCUUGUCCUCUAUGCCACUUUUAUGUGUGUGUAAGAUGCUUGUCUUCGAGACCAACUAUAAUGUAUCAAGGUCACAAUCACCUCCUAUAUCUUGUAGACAAAUUAGCUUAUAAAGAUGACACCAUUAGAUGUUGCAGUGCCUCUUAUACCUAUUGUCAGCCAUUGGUGAGUGCCCCUAAUGAACUUGUCCAUACUGAACGUUACUUAUUUUUUUGUGAAAAUUGUAACUUCAGCGUGCAUUUGCUUUGCGGUCCAUUGCCAUGUGUCAUUAAGCAUAAUUGUCAUCUUCAUCCACUUAUACUUUUUGAGUCAAUCGUUGAAGAUUAUUCGGGUGAAAACUAUUGUGAUGCUUGCGAGACGGAAAGAGAUCCACGAAUUUGUGUAUACUAUUGUGAACAGUGCAAAUAUAUUGCUCAUGUCCAUUGUGUGUUAUCUGAGGUUGUACGUGCACUACAGGGAGAUUGUAGAGAUGUCGAUCUUCGGAUUGUGAAACAAAUGAAGUUGGUUACAAAAACAGAUCACCAUGAUGAUACAAUGCUUGAGAAUGAAAGAAGGAACAUUGAAGAGUCAAAAGAGAAAGAGAAGCAGAAACCUAUAUUGUUAUCUAUUAUUCUUUCAGCAGAAAAGGAUUUGGGUGUUGAUGCUAAUUUGGAAUUUAGGAUAGACGAGGAAGAGGAAAACGAAGUUAACAAUGAGAUAGAGGGAAUUAGCGAAAGUGAAAAGUACCGGAGAGGGUUGUGCAUAAUGUAUUUGUUAAUCGAAAAAAAUAGAUACAUUGUAGAUCAAAAAAGCAAUUUAGCUAAAGGAGAAGAUGAUGAAGAUCAACAAAUUGAAAAAAGAAUCCAAGAGUUUUCCUCCGAUAAGAGUUUUGAAGAGCUCCUUAAUAAGCUUAACAACUUCGAUUAUCCUACAAGGUGGAGUAAAGUAACGCUCAAAGAGUUGAGAUUGGAGCUUGUGAAUGUUGGAUAUUAUAAGAUACCUUGGAAUUUGGCUCAUGUUCUUAAACAUCUACUUGCCAAGUAUGGAGAUAUUAGUGGUGAUGAUCAAAAAACAAGUAAGCUUAAGCCAGAUACUAAAAGUCUUAUUUACUUCCUUUUAUGUAGACUCUUACAUGGCAUGUCAAGAAUAAUGCUUGUUGAUGUAACUGAAAAUCUUCUUGGAGAUUGGUAUUCUUGCCUCCGAUUAUUGAAAUCUAAAGGAUUUAAAGUUGAGUUUAUCAAUUCUGCUCUUGAACAACUUGUACAUGCUUAUAUUGGUUUUCGAACAAAUAGAGAUGCUAUCAAGACAAAAAUAAACCAAAAGAUUUUAGAUCUAGAACAUAAUAUUGCAAAAUUAGAAGCUAAGCUGAAGAAGUAUAAGGAAUAUCGUGACAUAUGUGAUAGACAUGCCAUUUUUAGUUGUCGUGAUGGAGGCUCUAAAAAAACCAAUUACUCAAUGGAAGAAGAAUAUUUGAACGGGGCUUCGAAAAUGAAGUGGAAAAUUGUGGCGGAUUAUUUGGGGUUGAGCUGAUUCAAACUCGAGAACAGUAUCACGUGAGAAAAUAAUGGUUUUGUCGCUCGACUUUUCCUUAGAGAUGGCUUAUUGUUGUACAAAUACAAUAAUUACAUAUGGUCCUGUAUAAAAUAUA